CAAUCACACAGCUUUGUAUGUACAGUAUUUGAAGUGUUGUACAUCACAUCCAAUAUGUUUGCUCCAAAACUGAACAAAGAUACACGUCCGCUCGGUUCAAUCUAUGUCGGAAUGUCAUUGGAUGGGUACAUCGCACGCAAGGAUGGCGGCAUCGAUUUUCUGGAUAAAUUCACUCAGAAGACACCCAAAGGAGAAGACUGCGGCUACGCAGCAUUCUCCGCUACAUAUGAUGUGAUUGUCAUGGGGAGAAACGCGUUUGAGAAGGUUUUAUCCUUUGGCUUCUGGCCAUACGACGGUAAGAAGUGCAUUGUGCUGUCACGCAAUCCCAUGACCUUCACACAGCACCCCCAAGUGCCCGCAGACACCGAACACUCCAGCGAAGAGCCCGAAGUCCUCAUGGCUCGACUCGGUAACCAUGGUUACAAGCGAGUAUAUAUAGACGGUGGUGUCACCGCACAGCGUUUCCUGCGUGCGGGGCAGGUGGACGACCUUUGCGUCUCCACACUGCCGGUGAUAAUAGGCGAAGGUCUGCCGCUGUUUGGUUUUGUGCCAAAGAACGUGUGGCUGGAGUUGCGGAGCUCAACGUGCUACCCGCACGGAUUGGUCCAGACGACUUACAAGGUCAUCAAGGAGUAGGUCCUGCCAGGCUACCUACCAAGGAGUAGAUAUUGCUCCUCACACGGGUGCUGCUUUUGUGUAGACUCAGGGUUUACUUCAGCCACCAAUCUCAGUGUCCGCUGUACGGCGACUACACCUAUGGCUUGUAUGGUGGAUGGGCUAAACCUAGCAUGGGCCUCCUUAUGGGCACCACAGAUGUCUUCGACAUACGGCGUGUGGGAGUUCACCCACAACUCACCAUGCGCCUGUGAGUGCUAUUGCGAUGCACAAGCCACUUCACACCUUGUCCCAUCUGUAUGUGGCUCUGCUCUCAUGUGUACGUCGCUGUAUUCAAACACCACGGUACACAACCAGCAGACGCGCAUAAUAGGCGGGUAGGGCUGAAUGCUGUGAGUGAACCAGAGUCAAUCGAAUGCAUCCGAGAUAUUUGGUAUUUCACCAGUACACGAUCAAAUCAUCAUGAAUUGCGAGGGCUUUCUACGGCGUAGUGUGCUGACCCUAAAGUCUGCUUUCAUAUCUCAGACCACGGUCAAGAUUCCGCAGUACAUUUAAUCCAGAAGAAGCUAGUACGGUUGUUGUUAGUAGGUAAGAUUCUUUUGGAUUAUUUAUCCGUCAACAGCUGACGACAGUAAGUCAAAGCUAGUGCAGCGAAUGGGGUUUAACUCACGACCCCAGAGUUCGGAAUGAGCAGGCUGUAUGCCUCUUUAAUUUUAUAGACACACUUGGUGGAUGUGAUUGUGUGUGUCAAGGAUAAUGUGACUGGCUUUCGUUCAACGACAUUAGCAAAGACCUUUUCUGUCAGCGAGAAAUCUAUGUCAAACGUACAGAUUGGCAAAACACAUGGGCUGGGACACCAUUAAACAUAUUAAACAUUGAAGGC
This is a messenger RNA of Sphaeroforma arctica JP610, 1498 nucleotides long. RefSeq names its product riboflavin biosynthesis protein RibD domain-containing protein. Bases 55 to 636 code for a protein of 193 amino acids. The record is from RefSeq and is a predicted model, not a curated record. Lineage: Eukaryota; Ichthyosporea; Ichthyophonida. The transcript has 2 exons. Gene Ontology annotation, molecular function: 5-amino-6-(5-phosphoribosylamino)uracil reductase activity. Gene Ontology annotation, biological process: riboflavin biosynthetic process.